This is a messenger RNA of Manis pentadactyla (Chinese pangolin), 1434 nucleotides long. RefSeq names its product SPT3 homolog, SAGA and STAGA complex component (gene SUPT3H). The record is from RefSeq and is a predicted model, not a curated record. Gene Ontology annotation, biological process: transcription by RNA polymerase II. Gene Ontology annotation, molecular function: transcription coactivator activity; protein heterodimerization activity. NCBI's taxonomy places the organism in Eukaryota, Metazoa, Chordata, Mammalia, Pholidota, Manidae.
GGGGUGGCCUGCCGCCGGCGUGCGGGCCCAGGAGCGCUCGGUGCCCCGCCCCCGGCGAGCGCGGCGGAAGUGGCUUGCUCCGGAAAGGGCCCCGCGCGCCGCCUGGCCGAGCGCGCAUGCGCCAGUGCCCGCGCCCGCGGUGGGGGCGUGUGUCGCGUGUUCGCCUCCGUCUCCGCACCCCCGCCCCACAGAGAGUCGGACUCACGCCAUCUUGCGCCCCCGCGCCCCCGCCUAGCCACCUUUUCCCUUUCUGCACUCUCAGCCCUCCACCCCGCCCCUUUCCAAGCGUGUCCCGGGCCGCAGCACAGAAACCGCACCAUCUCUAUCCCCACAUUCUCCACGCGGGACGCGCAGCCGUGCCUACAAGUGUUCUUAGAGCAGAGAUGAAUAAUACUGUAGCCAGCCCAAUGUCUACUGCCACUUCAAGUAGUGGGAGAAGUACAGGGAAGUGUAUAAGCUUUGCUGCAGAAUUACAGAGUAUGAUGUUUUCUUUAGGUGAUGCGAGGAGGCCUCUUCAUGAAACAGCAGUUUUGGUAGAAGAUGUGGUGCACACUCAGUUAAUUAAUCUGUUACAGCAAGCUGCUGAAGUUUCUCAGCUUCGGGGAGCGAGGGCAAUCUCUGCUGAAGAUCUUCUGUUUUUGAUGCGCAAAGAUAAGAAAAAACUUAGAAGACUGCUAAAAUAUAUGUUUUUCCGAGACUACAAAUCAAAGAUUGUGAAAGGCAUAGAUGAGGAUGAUCUUCUGGAAGACAAAUUGAGUGGCAACAGUAAUGUGAACAGCAGACAAAAAACCGCCCAAGACUUUCUUAACUCUAUUGACCAAACAGGAGAACUCUUGGCAAUGUUUGAAGAUGAUGAAAUUGAUGAAGUUAAACAAGAAAGAAUGGAGAGAGCAGAAAGACAAACUCGAAUUAUGGAUUCAGCUCAAUAUGCAGAAUUCUGUGAAAGUCGACAAUUAAGUUUCUCCAAAAAAGCCUCCAAAUUUCGGGAUUGGUUGGACUGCAGCAGUAUGGAGAUAAAACCCAAUGUUGUCGCUAUGGAAAUUUUAGCAUACUUAGCAUAUGAAACUGUGGCACAGUUAGUGGAUCUGGCUCUUCUUGUGAGGCAAGACAUGGUAACCAAGGCAGGAGACCCCUUCAGCCAUGCUAUUUCUGCAACCUUCAUUCAGCAUCACAACUCUGCUGAGAGCACCGCGGCCUGUGGUGUGGAGGCUCACGGCGAUGCCAUCCAGCCCUGCCACAUCAGAGAGGCCAUUCGACGCUACAGCCACAAGAUUGGCCCCCUUUCCCCAUUCACAAGUGCCUACCGCAGGAAUGGGAUGGCUUUUCUGGCCUGCUGAUGUGACUACAACUGACUGCAACAACAGGAAAGGCCAUGUUAUAUUAAGGUGAUUUCUGUUCUCCUCUUUGGACAAAAUAAAAUCCAAGUUCACCUUC